ACCUGCUCGCAACUAUCAAUAUUCUAGUGCUAUUCGUUGAGAACUGGACCCAGAGGAUGUUGUGUGCGGGUUCGUUCCUGCAGACCAAAAAUAUGAUUAUCUGCUGUAUUUUUCCAGCAGAUAAUCUGGAAAUAAGGGGGGGGGGUAGGUAAGCCUAUAAGCACAAAACAAUUCUGACCGUGUGUACAUACGGAGCUUUAGCCUACUGCGCCCAGGUGAAAGAAACAUCGACGCAAUCAGCAGCUCCAUGGUUUCGACAAUCCUAGUCGUGAGUAUUCUGUCAUUUGAUUAGGCUAUUUACACAGCUCUAAGCAGUCAUAAAAACAGGUCUAUCUAAAACUCAGAAGCCAGGUGCAGCCAACGAUUGACAAACCCUCAAAGUAGCUUUGUGUAUACAACCAGUCAAAACCUACAGCGGUUUAAAACGCUUAAAAUAAACAAAUAUUCGGGAGGUCACAGAAAAUAUGUUGUAACCUCCAGCACAAAAUGUUUUUGGUUCCUAUGACAUCUUUUCGUAGCCUGAAAAUGUGGUAAAGGGAAAUUCAUUAUUUAUUAGAUGGCCGUUGUUUAAUUAAUAAAAUGUUUUUGAGAAAAAUGAUUCCGUCUAUAGCAGCUGUAUUAUGCUUGAUAUAGUUUUAAAAACAGAAGCCUAUGGACAUUUUGCUUGUCGCUGCUGGUGUUAACCACAGUGGAUGUUUUUUCAGAUGACAUAGGCUAGUGGAAGUGGGAGGGGGAAACCAUAUCAUUUGUUUUUUUCAUUGUAGAUUAGACUGCAAUUCAGCUUAGUUUAACAGUGGGGUUUUAGGCAAUAAUGCCUUAUAGUCAAUUGAAGAGAUAUAAACACAACUUUCAUUCCUCUCCAUCUCUUCUAGUUUAAGAGGAUUUUACUCAGUAGCAGUAACAAGAAACAUGGUGACCAAAAUAAUCCGGACUGAGUACAUGAAGAAAUUCAGAGAUCCGAAAUGGGAGACAUUUUCCAAAUACUAUGAGGACUCAUUAAAAUACAGGUUAACUCGUCGAGUGAUGGAGCAUGCUCACAAGCCGUGGGUGUGGGAGGGAUGGGAUAGCGGCUCGGACUCCAGCGGAAGAUCAACUCCAAAUAUGAAGAACAAAGUUGCGCCCAUAAAUGUUACCUCAACACCCUUAGAGUUGAAAAAAGAAAGGUCAUCAGUACCAAAGGACGCUCCAGAAAGGGAACUUAAUUUUGAGAAUGAUCAGAUGGAGUUGAACACUACUUACACCGAUGUCUUGGAUAACUUGCCUAAUUCAGAACCUGUCAUUGAGAAUGGACUGACUGAAUCAGAUGAGGGAACUGGAAAGGAGGUUCUACUGAGCAGUAGUCUGUCAGAUGAAACACAGACUGACAACAGACCAUUAGACAAGGGAUCCUCAGAUGAGGAAACAGUGAGGAUGCAGCCUAAACGCUGCCACCGCCUUCGCACCCCUCUGUCUGAGCCAGGUUACAGAGACAGUCUCCAUGAUGACAAGCAGAUCCCUGUCCAGAAGAUCAUCAGGGCAAAAAGCCAGCCUCCCACCAGCAAGGAGAACAAGCAAUGUCUCAGUCAGGCCGACUGGACAGGUAGACACAUGGCCUCUGUCAGAAAGACCCCAAACGAGGGCCGCAUGUCCGACGCAAGCAUCCAAACCAGACGGGAGUCAGAUAAACAGGGCUCCAACCUGGAUCGCAGGAGGGCACGGUCAGCUGACCUUGAGAAGAUGCAGCGCUCAGAGUUGACGGUCGCAGAGGAUCGCUGGAUGACUGAGUACAUGCGUUGCUUCUCUGCCAGGUUGAGGUAGAGUGCCCAGGACACAGGUAUCAGGCACAGUCUGCCAAUGAAUCUGAACAUCAUAUUCCUCAAUAAAUAUGGGAUGACAAAUAAAUAUGUUGAAUGAUUUAUAUUUCAAGGGGUUUGGUCCUUUUAUUCUUUUAACUUUAUGCUUAUAGCCAACAGCGGUUGAGGUAACAACACGUCUAACAAUACUGAUCUUUAAACAAUGGUUAAAUGUGUUGUUACUUCAUUGAAGUUGCAUCUACGCCCGAUUUUAGUUCAAUUUAUGACUUGUAUCUCCUGUGUUUUCUACUUCACAUACUUUUUAUUGACUUGUGGAAUUUGUCUGAAACUAGAUGUAUGAUAUUGUUAUUCAAUUACCAGCUUUUCAAUUUUUAUUCCACUGGCACUAGAUGUUACUCUAUGAAUGUAUCUUAUCUCUGAGUCUUUAUAUUACAGUUAAUUGGUGUUUAGGUUCUCUCACAUAGGCAGCUGCAUUUAUUAAUGGUAUCAAAAUAUGAACAAAGGUGUAUUCAAAGUUUAGCAGAAAGGACACAAACAUUUAACAAGUUCAAUUGUUGAGCAUUUGAGAGCUAAUUCAGUCUAUAGGGUUUAUACAGUAAAUACUAUACGAUAUAUCUAUCUAUCUCUCUUUCUUGACAUCAACAUCGAUUCCAAUACUGCAAGACGUUUUUUGUACUUUUUAGUAGAAGAGUUAAGUGUAGCAUACUUUUAUUAUACAUACACAUACUUGAUUGUGUUCCAGCAAAUUGGUCUUAACAUGAAUUUCUUUAGCAAAUUACAGUAUAACAUGCAUUGUUUUUGUGUUAUUGAUGAAACCAUACACAUUCACAAGAGAAAUUUAUUAAAUGGCUAGAAAUUCAAAGAAGAUAUUUUGUUUUUUAACAUUAUAACAUAGCUGUUAAAUUCACCACAGUUUGACUUGCUGUAUGUAAUGUAUUUUGGUAUUGAUGAAAGAGUUACAGAAUCAUAAAGUACUGUAUGUUUGCUCACCAGUCAUUCACUUCAUUGUAACUGUCCUGAUUGAGUUUGCAUUAUUGGACUUUUUUGAUAGUUGUUUUCUGAAUUGUGAGUGAAACUCAGUUUCUUAUAAUUAUGAGGGCUGAUGUUAACCCUCUGGUGUACCGUGUUGUGAGUUGUCAGUGAUUCUCAGUUUACACACUAUUUGUAUUUCUGAAUACUUUGUGCAUAAUAUUCAUUUAAAAAUGUUUACAGCCCAUCUAACAUCUUCAAGGUCUUUUGGGUAUAAAGCUCAAUUCCCACAAGCUACUUAAUUAAACAUGUAAAACGUGAUGUAAUAAUGUAAUUAACUUGAAUCACUGUCGUGAUCAGGUUUGCUACUAUGCUAGCUGUCAUAGACCCACUGCAUGUAUUAUACCAAUGUUUUGCCUAUGCUGUGUGUGAUAGUAAAGAGAAGAAGAACCGUUUUGUUCCCUUAAACCUCUCAAAUAUAUUCCUAGACUGUAAAAACACCACAGUUUGGGAUAUAGUAAUUGAUUGGACUGUGAACAAAAGCUAUACCUAAAGUAUCAGAAUAUAUAAAAGUAUUUUUAAUAAGUAUACAUUUUGGAUUCAGCUAAAAAAGUUUACAUUUUGAUCACUAUAUUUGAAUUUAAAACCAUUCACUACAUAUUUUGUCCACUUUCAAAUUAUGCUGAAUAAAUUGUAUUUGAAUAGGU
Messenger RNA from Osmerus eperlanus (European smelt), 3469 nucleotides. RefSeq names its product centriole, cilia and spindle-associated protein a (gene ccsapa). The record is from RefSeq and is a predicted model, not a curated record. The coding region runs from base 910 to 1797 and encodes 295 amino acids. Gene Ontology annotation, cellular component: ciliary transition zone; spindle; cytoskeleton. The transcript has 4 exons. Gene Ontology annotation, biological process: regulation of mitotic spindle assembly. Gene Ontology annotation, molecular function: microtubule binding. Lineage: Eukaryota; Metazoa; Chordata; Actinopteri; Osmeriformes; Osmeridae.